Messenger RNA from Paramuricea clavata, 362 nucleotides. Lineage: Eukaryota; Metazoa; Cnidaria; Anthozoa; Malacalcyonacea; Plexauridae. The record is from the annotation of a GenBank genome assembly.
AUGCAAACGGCGAAAGGAUAUGAUAGGAUUGGCGUAGUUAAGCAAGUAGCAAAGGAACCACGGUCGUACAUAGUCGAAUCAAAUGGAAAAGAGUAUAGAAGAAAUCGAAGACAUUUGCUUGCUGUACCAGAACUAUAUUAUCAUAUCAAAGAAGAACCUGACGAACCAGAUGGAAGCACACCAUUUGAGAGUUCUCCACAACCAGUAUCAAGCCACCCUACAGUUAAUACGGUUCCCGACGAAAAUUACGAAGUUCCACAACAAGCAGCAUCAAUCCCAACACCCAUAUUACCACCAGGUCAAGUUGUAACAAGAUCCGGAAGAGUUUCCAAACCAAAUAGAAGAUACCAAGAUUAUGUAGU